GGUUACUCUGAAAGUCGGUAUCGCGACGUCGGCGCGAGAGCAGUGGACUGACUUGGCGAGUGAACGCACGGGACCGAAUCCGGUGCACAUCCGCCGAAUCGAAACAAUCGCGGACAGAUUCGAGUCGACGAUAAGACAGAUAGUGGCCUCGCUGAGAAUGGAUAAUCGAGUCUAGACAAAUCGAUGAUGAUCAUCGCGGAGGAGUGAUUAAUCAAAGCCAGCGAGAUCGACGAAUCGCGCCAACACUGCUCGACGACGUCGGAGAUAAAACGCGGGGGGGGUAUGUUUGCAGAGAGAAUCGCUUAAAAUUGAUACGAGUGAAUCCGUUGAUAAAGAGGAGUACAUCAAUAUAUAUACGUAUAUGCUAUUACGACGUCAUAAUUCUCGAAGAGAGAGAAACUCGAAAUUGUCGCAAACACGAGCUCGGAUAAAAUCGGACGACGAUCCGUGCGAUGAUAGAUCGCGGGCGAUUCGAGAAGUGCGUCGGUCGAUAUCCGUUCUCCGGAUAGCACGAACGCGCGGCCUGGAUCGCGACUUCGUUCUUACGUUCCAAUUUUUACGACCGACAAUGCGCGGCGCGCGAUAAGCGGCAAUAACAAACGGUGGGCGAGAAAGAUAAGGGACAUGCGUGAGGAUAAUUGACGAUCCGUUUCUCGCGGUUGUAUCGCCGCGCGCGCGCGCGCGCGCGCGACGACGGGUCGCGCACCACCACGUCGCGGAGGACCGAGCGGCGCAGACACAGUGCGCCCCAGCUCUGUUAAUAAGCUCUGUUAAUCAGUGUGUAUCAAGAUUACCCUACAUAUCAGCGCACCGUCACGGGGAUAUCGCCGUUGAAUAAAGCUGUACGAGCAAGCGAGAUGACGCGAAGAGGGCUUUUGUUGUUGCUCAGUCUCGCCGUCCUGAAGGAAUCGUCGUCUGGGACUACGGGCGACUCCUCUCACCACAGACAGAAGAGGGUCUUCUGGUUCACGAACGACGGCCGGAUCGCACUGCCGCCCGGCACCGUCAUGACAAUCACACCGACGUUGGCGUUGCCGUUCGUCAGGCAUCCGCCUUACGGUUUCCUCAGCAAUAUGACCAUCAGUCUACCGUUCACGAUUGACUUCGACAAGCUGGGUUUGACCGACAACGAGAAUCCCUACGGCGCCUUGCCGCCGGCCUUCGACAGGAACCUGAAGAGCCGUCAGGCCGGCAUGAUGAUGGCGGAUUUCAUCGCAGCGUUCAUCAAACGCAGAUUGCACAAACGAGAGAUAAUACCGCCGAAGAACGCGUUUCACGGUGGCGAGAGGGCUCUGCUCUACGGUACCGCCGAGGACAUGCUGAGCACCUUGGGGAUGAACGGGAAAGCGUGCCUGUUGAGGGCGAUCUGCGAGGUCCAGGGCCACUCUCUGAGCAACUUCGGUCUGAUCGGCGAGAUGCUGAAGCUGUUCUUCACCGCUAGUCGAUCGCCGUUCGCGAAUCUUCUCAAAGAAUACGUCGAGGCGGAAAAUCGUGGCAAGUUUCACGGGGAAUGUUGGCCCUACUUCAAGGACUGCCCGAAAUCCCUCUUUCUGCCGUCCACCAACAAGUAUCAGAAAGAUUCGGUGCACGAAGACGAAGAGGACGAGGAUUGGAAUCAAAUCCCGAAUGACGAGAAGGCUUCCACGAGGAUAUCGAUGCAAAGCACAAAAGACACCGUACACCCUUCUAUGUAAUUACAUCGAAUCUCAAUUGUGUAUAAUUGCGUGUACGGUGACUCGUGCGGAAAUCGCUUUGUGUGUCGCCUCAUUUGCGGAUUUCCAUCGCGCGAAGCGAGGCGAAAUCUCUUCUUCCAAAGAACGAAGGAAAGCCGACUUUAGAUUCUCGCGCCGAUAUUGCUUGAGGUAAUCGCAAUUCCGCGACUGUCAACGGUUUCGUGUAUAGCGUCUGCCAAAUGGGACUGUCUGAAUCUGCUUUCGAGAAAAGACGAUACAAUCCCGUUUAAUUUAAAUCUUGGCCCGAGAAUCGGACAAUCGUGAUCAACGUUGAAAAUACGAAUCGAGUACCUUCCGACGUGCGUGCUCGCAAGUGCUCUAAAAGAAGGCUUAUCCGUUAAAGCAACGGCACUGGUUCUUCUAGUUUCAAGCCGAUAGUGUUGAGAUAUACACCGUAAUCACGUCACAGUGAGAUAGAGUAAGUUCUCACCAUAUAUGUGAUACACUGAGAACAAAUUAUUUCGCGCUUGUGACUAUAAUUGCAUAAUGAAAUAAUGACAAUACUCUUCACUUCCUUGCUAGAACAAUGAAACAAAUUAUACGAGAACGAUCGCGAAAUUGAUUUGAUCGUUUUUCUCUCAGUGUACCGCGUAUGCCCGAAACUGUUACGAAAGUUUGGCUAGUCGUCGAUAUUGUAAAACUUGGCGCUCCAACGAUCGAAGUGUUUCUUUUUAUUUAUUGUACAGUGAGAAUAUUAUUUCUCUUCUUCUUCCUCCCUCUCUUUUAUUGAUUUGGUCAUUUAUGUAACGAUUGCUCACAUACAACUACAGAGGCAUGGAUGAAGUGUCUCGUGCUUGUAAUACAUCUUGUAAUGUGCGAACAUCAGUAUCCAAAUCAAUCUCAAGGCGGCCAUCUUGUUAAUUGAUAACGUCGGUUGAGAAAACGCGCUGAAGGUUUUUGCACAAAGUACGCCGAGAUAAAUUGAUACUCAAGGUGGCCCUUGAUAACGAUUCGAACUUUUCAGUGCGAAUUUCUUUCGAUAUCCGUGCGCAAUUUCACGCCCGGCAUUAACGCGUAUCGUGCGCUCGGGAAAUGUACCAUGCUGCCAUAAUAAACAUAGUACCAAUA
This is a messenger RNA of Dinoponera quadriceps, 2801 nucleotides long. RefSeq lists its product as uncharacterized. The record is from RefSeq and is a predicted model, not a curated record. The transcript is spliced from 5 exons. The coding region runs from base 858 to 1694 and encodes 278 amino acids. NCBI's taxonomy places the organism in Eukaryota, Metazoa, Arthropoda, Insecta, Hymenoptera, Formicidae.